Messenger RNA from Colletotrichum truncatum, 774 nucleotides. The record is from RefSeq and is a predicted model, not a curated record. NCBI's taxonomy places the organism in Eukaryota, Fungi, Ascomycota, Sordariomycetes, Glomerellales, Glomerellaceae.
AUGAGUGACGAAGAUGGCUCUCGAGCCUUUGCACAUCAGGGCACCAUUCUAGGAGACGAUACAUUGACUAAUUCCAACGGAGACUACGGUUCGGCGAUCAUUGGUAACGAUCAACUACACCAGUGGCACGUAUAUACAUGGCCGAACGCGAAAAAUCUUCCGUACGUCUUCCCCGAUUACCUGUGUCGCAAUAUCAUCAGGCAGGACAACAAGGCCGCUGUGAGCUUAAAAUUCGGCCCCCCGGAUCAGUGCCAUAUUACAGUCGAUAUCCAGUCAAGUGCAAUCCAGCAUGUUGCUAUGCGCCUCUUUGAAAUCCAUAUUGAGGAUAUCGACGAGCAACGUAUUGUAUUCAUCAAUGAAGGUCAGACUAUGGUGCUGGGAGGCCCGUUUAUUCUUAGGGGAGUAGGAAAUCUGUUUGCAAAUGAUGUGAUGGGCAAUAUGAGUGUUAACGCUCUAAUGGGAAGUAUAAUCGGUGGCGGGUUUCAAAGAAGCCCAAAACGCAACGAGGAGAUCAACAGAGGUGUCUCGCGAUCAGAAUGCGUGACUUUUGAAGUGGUGGAGUUCGGCAAUGCCAACCAUCAUAGUCGCCUUGACGUCAUCGUGGAUGUAGAGACGCUGAGUGCGAUUCGAGACAUGCUCUGGUCACCUUGUCGUAUAGUGGCCGGCCAUCAGCGUGUCAUUGUUAGAAAAGUAAAAGUGGUGGCUGUAGACAAGACACCCACGCGUGGCAGCAACGGCGAUGUCUCGUUUGAGCCCAAUAUGUCCAAAGUCUAG